Molecule: messenger RNA, 1243 nt
Organism: Carya illinoinensis
Lineage: Eukaryota; Viridiplantae; Streptophyta; Magnoliopsida; Fagales; Juglandaceae
Product: vesicle transport v-SNARE 12
Exons: 6
Coding region: 181-852 (223 amino acids)
Biological process (GO): intracellular protein transport; vesicle-mediated transport; vesicle fusion
Cellular component (GO): Golgi apparatus; ER to Golgi transport vesicle membrane; endoplasmic reticulum membrane
Molecular function (GO): SNARE binding; SNAP receptor activity
Source: RefSeq, a predicted model, not a curated record
CCGCUGUAGGCAUCCGUUUCUACCUUCUACCUCAAAGUUAAUUCUCUUCCUGUAAAAGCAACGUCGCAGACACCAACUAUAACUGCCUGAAGAGACCCGAUCCGAUCCCCUUCACAUCCUCAAAGGACCGAUCGAUCUUCUUUCCAAGGUGGGUUUGACUGUCUCAGGGAAAAAUAAAACAUGAGUGAGGUAUUCGAAGGGUACGAGCGCCAGUACUGCGAGCUCUCUGCUAAUCUCUCUCGAAAAUGUAGCUCGGCUGGUCUUCUUCCUCCUGGUGAGCAGAAGCAGCAGAAGGUUUCUGAGAUUAAGGCUUCAUUGGAUGAUGCUGAUGUUUUGAUUCGAAAAAUGGACCUUGAGGCUAGAAGUCUACAACCAAGUGCAAAGGCUGCAUUGCUUGCUAAGUUAAGGGAAUAUAAGUCUGAUCUAAAUAAGUUGAAAAGGGAAUUUAAAAGAAUAGCAUCUUCUAAUGCUGAUCAGGCCUCCCGUGAAGAUUUGUUGGAAUCUGGAAUGGCAGGUGCGCAUAUGGCUUCUGCUGAUCAAAGAGAAAGGAUGGCAAUGUCUGUUGAGAGAUUGAAUCAGUCAAGUGACAAGAUUAUGGAGAGUAGAAGAACCAUGCUGGAGACUGAAGAGAUUGGUGCUUCAAUCCUCCAAGAUUUGCACCAACAGCGUGAGACUCUCCUACAUUCCCAUCAAAAGCUUCAUGGGGUAGAUGAUGCCAUCGACAAGAGUAAAAAAGUUCUAACUGCCAUGUCGCGCAGGAUGACCAAGAACAAAUGGAUCAUUUUCUCAAUAAUUGGAGCUCUUGUUGUCUCUAUCAUCUUUAUUCUAUUCUAUAAGUUUUCACAUCAUUGACUUAUACAUUGUUUGGGGUACAGAUGAUAUUCUCCAUCACUUCGUGUGCUUGUUUGUAUAUAUUAAUUAAACAUGUCCGAUUUGUACUAACGAUCUAAUUCAAUUAUAUCAUAGUUGGCGUGCUUUUACCCUUUUCUUAGCAUUUUGUAGAUGGUGCAUUAGCAUCAAAUAAGUGCCCCAUGUUCAACAGGUGGCAUGUCUUUGAUGUACUUCAAAUCUACAACAUGCUUGAGAGUUGUGGAAUCAAGCACUGAUGGUAGGUGCCUCAGUCUUAUGUAGGCAUCCAUUUACAGAACAAGUGAAGAAAACAUUUGUACUCUUCCCAAUUUGAUGUUUGAUGUGGUUAAGAAUUCUGGAUCUUCAAAGUUAAUUAACAGGUUGUUUCUACCAA